AUGAUACCGAUGAAGAAGCAACGUAUUUGUUAAGGGCUGGGAAUAACGUCGAUGCUCAUAAAAUAGUCAUAUCAAAAAUUGCACCAGAAAGUAUUUUACAUAAAAGACAUAAAAAAUUGCAAGAAUUACUCGAAAGAAUUGACCCAAAUUUCGUCCCUGAUUGGGAUUUGGAUAUAGAAAAUAACCCCACCUACCGGACUGACCUUAUGGGAAUUUGCCAAAGCAUUUUAAGUGGUCUCGCAAAAAUGAAGCCCAUCGAUCUUCAAUACAAAAAGUGUAUCACCUACAUGAUAUAA
Racocetra fulgida is the source of this 296-nucleotide messenger RNA. NCBI's taxonomy places the organism in Eukaryota, Fungi, Glomeromycota, Glomeromycetes, Diversisporales, Gigasporaceae. The record is from the annotation of a GenBank genome assembly.